AUGGACGUCUGGGACCAUUCCCGACCUAUAGAUGAUGAGACAAUCAAGAAGACGCCAUCAUUUACCACCUUACCAAUCCGUAUAAAUAAGGAAAACGAUGUCGCGGAUGCAGCCACCAGGAGAGCUCUUCGGGACUGGGACCAUUGUCUGCACGAUGGCCUGGCGCAGAAAGUACAGAUCUCUAUCAGUGACCUCGGGAACCUGGGUGCUUUUGCCUACCCCGAGGUGCCUCCAGAGAGGCUGGCUAUUCUGACCUACUUGACCGACCUAGGGAUGCUGCAUGACGAUGGGUAUGAGGCCAUGGAUAUGGAUCAAGCAAGGACAGAGCAUCGUGAAUUCGGUUCCCUCUUUGACCCCAACGAGCAGUUGCCAUUACGCCGAGGCACCCGUGCUCCCAAGUUAAAGAAGCUAGUCUCGCAAAUAUUACUUGAGGCGAUACGUAUUGACCGCGAUAUGGGUAUGUACAUGUUUGACAUGUAUAACAAAGGAUGGCUGUCCGUUGCAGGUGGGGAGGGCAAAGUGCCUCAGUUCAAGUCCCUGGAGGAAUACCAAGCCUACAGAAGGGAUGAUUUCGGCAUCAGGUAUACACCCACCAAUGUCAAUUGCCCACAUUUGGAUUCAUUAUCAACUAACCUAACUACACCAAUCAGGGCGUUCUGGCCGAUGGUGGAGUUUGGCAUGGCCAUGCAACUGUCCGAUGAAGACAAGAGACUGAUCGAGCCAGUUAUGGAACCCAUUAACAAGGCAAUCAUCUGGACCAACGAUUACUGGAGCUUCGAUCGGGAGUACCAUGAGUCUAUAACGAACGGGAGUCGACUCACGAACGUGGUAGACGUGGUUCGACAGAUCGAGAAUAAGUCGAUAGAUGAGGCGAAAGCCGCGGUUCGCCAGCUACUCGUCGACCUGGAACAGCAAUACCUUGAGCGGAAAAGGGCAAUUUAUGCCCAAAACCCAUCGCUUCCCUCUCAUCUGAGAAAAUGGAUUGAAGUGGUGGGAAUUACCGUGGCUGGUACUCACUUUUGGGCCAGCUGCUCUCCCCGUCACCAUGCCUGGCGCAAGAACUCAGGAAAUGGACUAGAGCUCGCCAACCAUGCGGCAGUCCCAACGCUAACUACCCCCAGCAACAACCACAAUUUGUCCAAUGGGUCUGACGAGCAGAUGCAGGAUUGGGGUAGUGGCACACGUACCCGAAUCUGCCCGAUAGCUGGACAAGAGGUCCUGCAGCCGAAUGCGAAAUUGUCACUGGGUAAACAGGACAGCGGGAAUACCAUGCGGGCUGCAUUAGCACUUCUCGCAAGGGCAGCUGAACAAUGUGAGAGCCUAUUUAAUGGUAUGGAGCACGAGAGAGCUAUGCUACUCCAAUCUGAUGACAAAAAGGCGAGGCUUUCCUGGGAAGAUCGCAGCAAAGGCUCCGAUGAGUUAGACCAUUCGUGGCACAAACCCGCAAGAACAGCCCUCCAAGGACCAAUCCAUUACAUCUGUUCCAUGCCCUCCAAGGGGGUCCGAUCCAGGAUGAUCGAAGCGUUCAAUUACUGGCUGGAGGUGGACGAGACUUCCUUGACCAAAAUCCGGCGGCUGGUCGAUCUCCUCCAUAACGCGUCUCUGAUUCUAGACGACAUCGAAGACAACUCUCCCAAGCGGCGAGGACGGCCAGCCACACACACUAUCUUCGGUCAUUCUCAAGCGAUCAACAGCGCCAAUUUCAUGUUUGUCCAAGCCGUUCAAGUCGCCCGCCAGUUCCGCAACCCCAACGUCGUUGAUAUUCUGCUCGAGGAACUGGAGAACCUUCAUCUGGGACAGAGUUGGGAUCUGGACUGGAAAUACAAGCUCCGAUGCCCGUCACCCUCUGAGUACCUGAAUAUGGUCGACAACAAAACCGGGGGUCUGUUUCGUCUUCUGUUGAGACUCAUGCAGGCCGAAAAGAAAGGUACCACGGAGGUUGAUCUGGACAGGCUCACCGUCCUGUUUGGCCGGUUCUUCCAGAUCCGCGAUGAUUAUAUGAACCUCCGCUCCGGCCUAUACACCGAGCAGAAAGGAUUUUGCGAAGACCUCGACGAGGGCAAAUUUUCGUAUCCAAUCGUCGUGUGUGUUGCGAACGAUGCGCACUUUAGGGACAUAAUCAACGGGGUCUUCCGGCAGCGGCCUACCGCGAUUACCAGUGGAAUGCAGGCGCUGGCCCCCGAAAUAAAACAAUAUGUUGUCGAAUACCUCAGCACCAGUGGAGCAUUCCAACACUGUCAGGAAUUCCUGAUGCAACUGGAAAAUUCGAUCGUGACUGAAAUUGACCGGAUUGAGAAGGUCACAAACGAGGCAAAUCCAAUGCUCCGACUAUUAUUGGAGAAGCUAAGUGUGAAGGAGAAUUAA
Molecule: messenger RNA, 2364 nt
Organism: Aspergillus fumigatus Af293
Lineage: Eukaryota; Fungi; Ascomycota; Eurotiomycetes; Eurotiales; Aspergillaceae
Product: putative geranylgeranyl diphosphate synthase
Exons: 3
Coding region: 1-2364 (787 amino acids)
Biological process (GO): isoprenoid biosynthetic process
Molecular function (GO): prenyltransferase activity
Source: RefSeq, a predicted model, not a curated record